AGCUGGCCUCCACUCUGCUGGUUGCCUUCAGGGGACUGGGAAAUUUGCUGUACUUGGAACAAGGGAGGAAAUUACUCAGCGAAGAACUAGAAAGACGACAUUUCCACGAACUUGGGGUUAAGUCCAACUGUCACAAAAGGAACUGUUGGCCCUACUAAGCCUGCAGAAGACAGUGCUUCGGGGAGUGAGGGUGUUUCGGAUCUGCAGCAGGUGGUCUCCCUGAAGGAGCGAAUGGCAAGGUACCAGGCAGCUGUUUCCAGGGGGGACUGCCGCAGCUUCUCAGCUAACAUGAUGGAGGAAUCAGAAAUGUGCACAGUGCCUGGUGGUUUGGCCAAGGUGAAGAAACAAUUUGAGAAGGACAAAAAUAUUUCUUCUUCCUGUAAUACCUUUUCUCAGUACCAGUAUCAACACCAGAACAGAUCUGAGCAGGAGGUAAUCCACAGCAGUCAGGAAAUGAGAAGAAAUGAACAAGAAGUUUCCAAAUCACAUGGAAUUGAUAUUCUCCAAACAGAAAUGGUGUCUCAUCUUGAAAAGCACACCCAGGAACUAAACCAAGCUUCUCAGUUCCAUCAGUACGUUCAAGAAACAGUUAUUGAUACACCUGAGGAUGAAGAAGUUCCUAAGGUUUCAACUAAGUUUCUGAGAGAGCAAUUUGAAAAAUCUGCCCAGGAAAAGGUCCUUUAUUCUGACAAAGAGACAACAACCCCAGCCAAGCAGAUUAAGAUUGAGCAUAAAUAUGAAGACACUAUAAAGCCAUCAUCUGUUGUGGGUUCCUCUUCCUCUACUUAUACUUCAACUAGUCAGAGAAAGGAAACAUCUGCUUCAAGAUAUAAUGAUCACAGUAUUACUUCCUCAACUCUGGCACAAGUUAAUGGUACUUCUUCAGGAAAGAUGGAAGAAUUUCCUCCUCCACCACCUGAUGUACUUCAAACUCCAAUAGAUGCAACAGCAUUUUCCCAGUCCCCUGAAGUCCCCAGUCCUCCUAAGAGAUUACCAGUCCCCAAAGAUUUAUAUUCCAAGCAAAGAAAUUUGUAUGAAUUAAACCGCUUAUAUAAACACAUUCAUCCUGAGUUAAGGAAAAAUUUAGAAAAAGAUUAUAUCAGUGAGGUUUCUGAGAUUGUUUCUAGUCAAAUAAACUCAGGGAGCUCAGUUUCAGCAGAUGUGCAGCAAGCUCGGUAUGUUUUUGAAAAUACGAAUGACAGUUCUCAAAAAGAUCUGAACUCAGAAAGAGAAUGCUUGGAAUGGGAUGAAAUUCUGAAAGGAGAGGUGCAGUCCAUAAGAUGGAUCUUUGAGAAUCAACCAUUAGAUUCUAUCAACCAUGGCUCUCCAGAUGGAGAUAACACUUCUAAGGGCAUUGCUGAUCAAGAAAUUAUUGCUGGUGGUGAUGUGAAGUAUACUACAUGGAUGUUUGAAACCCAACCCAUGGAUAUGCUGGGGGUUCAUUCUUCUGUCACUGAAGUAAAUGCUGAGAAAUUACCUGAGCUAGCCAGAGGAGAUGUCCGCACAGCCCGGUGGAUGUUUGAAACAAGGCCAUUAGACUCAAUGAAUAAAAUUCAUCAAAGUCAAGAGGAAUCAGCAUUAGCUAUUAUUAAGGAUAUAACUGGGGGAGAUGUCAAGACUGUGAGAUAUAUGUUUGAAACUCAACAUCUGGAUCAACUUGGACAGCUUCAUUCAGUGGAUGAGGCUAACUUACUGCAACUCAGGUCUGAGCUCAAAGAAAUUAAGGGAAAUGUCAAGAGAAGUAUAAAAUGUUUUGAAACUCAACCAUUAUAUGUUAUUAGAGAUGGUCUGGGUCAAAUGCUAGAAAUUAAAACUGUUCACAGAGAAGAUGUAGAAAAGGGGGAUGUGAGAACAGCACGUUGGAUGUUCGAAACACAGCCUUUAGACACAAUUAACAAGGAUAUUACAGAAAUUAAAGUUGUCCGGGGAAUAUCCAUGGAGGAAAAUGUCAAAGGUGGAGUGAGUAGGGCAAAGUGGUUAUUUGAAACCCAACCACUGGAAAAAAUCAAAGAGUCAGAAGAGGUCAUCACUGAAAAGGAAACAAUCAUAGGCACAGAUGUGUCCAAAAAGUGUUGGAUGUUUGAAACGCAGCCAUUAGACAUUCUAAAAGAAGUUCCUGAUGCAGAUCCUGUGUCACCUGAAGAGAUCAUAGGGGGUGAUGUACAAACCACCAAGCACCUAUUUGAAACACUUCCAAUGGAGGCUUUAAAGGAUAGUCCUGAUGUUGGAAAGCUUCAAAAAAUCACUGCCUCUGAAGAAGAAAAAGGUGAUGUCAGGCACCAGAAAUGGAUUUUUGAAACUCAACCUCUGGAAGAGAUAAGAGAAGGUAAAAAAGAAUACACACGAACAGUGAAGCUUGAAGAAGUCGACAGAGGAGAUGUCAGAAAUUACACGCAUAUCUUUGAAUCAAACAAUCUAAUCAAAUUUGAUGCAUCACAUAAAAUAGAAGUGGAAGGAGUCACAAGGGGUGCUGUGGAGUUAAACAAAUCUCUUUUUGAGACAACACCACUGUAUGCUAUUCAAGAUCACCUUGGAAAGUACCAUCAAGUAAAGACAGUUCAGCAAGAAGAAAUCCUAAGAGGUGACGUAAGAAGCUGUAGAUGGCUUUUUGAAACAAGGCCCAUUGACCAGUUUGAUGAAAGUCUUCACAAAUUUCAGAUAAUUAGAGGAAUAUCUGCUCAAGAAAUACAGACUGGAAAUGUGAAAUCUGCUAAAUGGUUGUUCGAAACCCAACCUCUUGAUUCAAUUAAAUAUUUCAGUAAUGUGGAAGAAACAGAAACUAAAACUGAACAAACUACAGACAUUGUUAAAGGUGAUGUCAAAACCUGUAAAUGGCUAUUUGAAACCCAGCCAAUGGAGUCUCUUUAUGAAAAGGUUUCAUUAACGAGUGGCAGUGAAGAAAUUCAUAAAGGAGAUGUCAAAACCUGUACUUGGCUUUUUGAAACCCAGCCACUUGAUACCAUAAGAGACAACUCUGAAACAACAGUCAAGUUACAAACUGUCAAACAGGAGGAGAUCCAAGGCGGGGAUGUUCGUUCAGCAUGUUUUCUUUUUGAGACAGAAAAUCUGGACAGCAUACAAGGAGAGGAGGGGAAAGAAACCAAGCCUGUGGAAAUGGAGAUCCAAGCUGGGGAUGUCUCCAGCAUGAGGUAUAAAUUUGAAAAUCAAUCCUUAGAUUCUAUAAGUUCCAGUUCAGAGGAAGUUUUGAAAAAGAUCAAAACCCUAAAAAGUGAAGAUAUUCAGAAAGGCAAUGUUUUAAACUGUAGGUGGCUGUUUGAAAACCAACCAAUUGAUAUGAUAAAAGCAAGCCAAGAUCACAAUGGAUCAGUUAAGACAGUGACAGACAUACAAGGUGGGGAUGUAAGGAAAGGGUGCUUCAUUUUUGAGACUUUUUCUUUAGAUGAGAUUAAAGAGGAAUCUGACUCUACCAGCACCAAGAAGACAAUUACUGAAGAAGUAAUAAAGGGUGACGUAAAAAGCUACAGAAUGCUCUUUGAAACCCAACCACUCUACGCAAUUCAGGAUCGAGAAGGUUAUUUUCAUGAAGUGACAACGGUUAAAAAGGAAGAAGUAAUUCAUGGAGAUGUACGAGGAACAAGGUGGCUUUUUGAAACAAAACCAUUAGACUCAAUCAAUGAAUCACAAACUGUGUAUGUUAUUCAAUCUGUCACACAAGAAGACAUUCACAAGGGAGAUGUUAGUUCUGUCAGAUACAGAUUUGAAACUCAGCCACUGGACCAGAUUUCAGAAGAGUCACAUAAUAUCGUGCCCACUGUUGACUGCAUUCAAGGCGGCAAUGUGAAGACGAGUAAGCAGUUCUUUGAGUCUGAAAAUAUUGGUAAGAGCAAUUACGUAAGGACAGUAAGUGUCAACGAAAUACAGAAGGGCAACGUGAAAACAUCCACUUGGCUAUUUGAAACUCACACAAUAGACGAGCUAAGAGGAGAAGGAUCAGAAUAUGAAAAUAUCAAGACAGUCACCCAAGAAGAUGUGCAGAAAGGUGAUGUUAAGCAGGCAGUGUGGCUAUUUGAAAAUCAAACUUUGGAUUCUAUUAAGGAGGCAGAUGAAAGCCCCACCAAAAUGACUAAGGAAGAAAUCCCUCCUUCUGAUGUCAAAACAACUACAUGGCUCUUUGAAACAACACCUCUUCAUGAAUUUAAUGAAACUAUAAUAGAAAAAGUAGAAAUUAUUGGCAAGAGCAUUAAAGAAACCUUGCAAGAUCUCUACUCUCAAAAAGUUAUUGAGGCUCCUGGAAUUAUCAUUGAAGCUGAUGAAGUUGGAGAUGUCCGGAUGGCAAAAUACAAGCUAAUGAACCAAUCAUCUCCUGAGAUACAGAAAGAAGAAAUUAUCAGGGUAGAUCUCAGAAGUAUAAUGAUGAACUUACUCUCCAAAAGAGACUGUACCAAAAGAGAGAUUUGGGUUAGUGAAGAGGAGAAGGGAAAUGUCAAUUUCACUAAAACUCAAUUAUUAAACAGGUCAACUGAAGUUCAUGCUGAAAAGGAAGAGAUAGUGAGAGGUGAUGUACAGCAAGCAAUAAAAAACCUGUUGUCAGAGGAAAGACCUGCAAAGAGAGGCAUUGUAAUUCAGGAAGAUGAAAGAGGAGAUAUUAACAUGACUAUCUAUUGUCUUCUUCAUGAAAAUGCCAGUGACACAAUUGAGCGUGAGGAAGUCAUAGGAGGGGACGUGAGACGUGCCAUUCAUAAUCUGUUGUCUUCCUCAUCAAACAGUAAAAUAUCUGAAAGGGCUAAAAUCGAUGCUUCUGAGAGGGGAAAUGUUCAGUUUUUUACAACGUGCAUAGAAACUGGAGCUCUGGAUUAUCUCAAACAACUCCAGACAGGGUCUGAUGAAACACUAAUGACUAAGAAACCAGAAGAGGAGGAGAUAAUUGGUGGUGACGUUGAGGGCACAAAACUGUUACUAAAGAGAAGGCAGUCUCAGGUGGAACGCACUGUUAGUGAAGCUGACAUCAUUCCGGGAGAUGUGCACAACACUGUUAAAAUGUUUAUGGCAGAGCCUCAGAGUUCAUCUCAUGAGACACACAAAGAAGAAAUCAUAAAAGGAGACUUGAAAUCAACCCUGAAUUCCCUCAGCCAGGCCAUAAGUCAGAAAGCAGUGGCUAAAACAGAAGAAAUUGUAAAAGGUGACAUGCUAGCCACACUCAAGUCACUUCAGGAGUCAACCCACCGAUGGAAAGGAUCUCAACAGCCAAGUGCCAUCCCGUGCGAUAUUGAGCAAGCUAUUGAGUGCCUUGAAAAGGCUACUAACACAAAGACAGAAAUCCUGAAAAAGGAGCUUAUUCGAGAUGAUCUUGAAAAAUCCUUGAGGUCUUUGAAAGAAGUACAGAAAGGUUUUAAAGAAGUCAACAAAGAAAGUAUAAUCAGAAAAGAUGGCCAUACUGGGAUGGGUGGAUCCUCAGAAAGGCAGGAAACAGAAGUCAAUCAGGUGGCUGUGCAGAGGGACAAGAAAAGUGUUCUUCAGCCAAGGCCAGGAGCAUUUGAACCAAAAGCCAGUUGGCAAGGGGGGGCAGAAGCUCUCAGUGCAAUGACAGGUGAAUUAUGUCAUGGGACUUUAACAGAAGAAAGAUCUGAGGUUUCUCUCCCAAAGGCCCCAAAAGGCACGGUAAAGAUUGUCAUAGAUCGCGAACAGAACAAUGAUGCUCUUGAGAAAAGCCUCAGAAGACUAUCUAAUUCACACCACCAAGAUAUAACAAAUGUGUUGGAAACAGGCAGUAGAAUGGGUGUGCAGACCGAUACCACCAAAGAACAGCAGCUCAGUGACAAGCACAUGAGCAGACAAUUAACUUCCACUGUGUCUGUGAAGGAAAACCUAAAAUCUACAGAAUCAGAGACAGUGAGGAAGCUCAAGAAGGAUGAAGUCUUCAACUCCACUGGAUCAACUGACAGAACACUUGAGAAGCAACAGGUUCAAACCUGUGAACUGAAGAAUGGCCACCAGAAGACUGAGACUUUCCAUGAAAAGAGUCCUAAAAAGACCAAAAACAUUAAAAUACCAACAGAGACACAAAGAUUCACACCUGGUCCUACCCAGCAUCCAGGCCACAUGCAAAUUGGAGAAAUGUAUGAAGUCACAAGGGACUUUCAGAAGCAAACUCUGUUAAAGCAAGAGAUGCAGUAUUCUAAUAAGGAUAUAAAGAAAAAUAGUAUGAACCUUCAGCCUUUGCCUGUAGAUGAAGACAUAUCCAAUAUAACAGGAGUGAAAGUCUCUGAGAAAAACCACAAUAAAUUCAAGGCAACUGACAAAAAGCAGAAAAGUGAUAUUCAUCUGGAAAGUCAGGACUUUCUAAUGAAGACAAAUACUUCCAAAGACUUAAAGAUGGCAAUGGAAAGGUCCUUUAAUCCAAUCAACUUUAACCCUGAGAAUAAUGGAAAAGAAAGUGAGGGCUCCCUUCCACCUCCAUCUCCACCUCCUCCUCCACCUUCCAAUGCAUCAUCUGAAAUUGAAUUUCCUCUUCCUCCUCCACCUCCUUUAAUACUAUUGCCUGAAAAAAAUGAGUUUCCUCCCUCACUUUCAACAGAGAAGAUAAGGGCUGAAUUUGAAAGCUUCUCAGGCCUCCCUCUUCCUCCACCACCUGCAGAUGAGAAAUCUGAGAAAGAAUCUCUGUCAAUAUUCCUUCCACCUCCCCUUCCUCCAGCUCAAUCUCAAAUACCAGCACAUCUUCUUUCCUCUUCAGUUCCAGAAAAGCACAGUGAAGCAUUCAUACAACAGUAUUCCCAGAAAGAAGCCUUGAGCUCUCAGGAAACUCAUUCUCAAUGUAAAGUCAUUACAGGAAAAUCACCACCUCCCACAUUACCCAAGCCCAAAUUUCCCAAGAGAAUCCAAGAUAAAAAGAACCAGCUUCUCCCAAAAGUUGAACUGGAAGAUUCCCUGUCCUCCUCAGUUCCAGAAAAACAUAGUGAAGCAUUCAUACAACAGUAUUCCCAAAAAGAAGCCUUGAGCUCUCAGCAAAUUCAUUCUCAGUCUAAAAUCACAACAGGAAAAUCACCACCUCCCACAUUACCCAAGCCCAAAUUUCCCAAGAGAAUCGAAGAUAAAAAGAACCAGCUUUUCCCAAAGGUUGAACGGGAAGAUUCCCCAUCAAACAUGGAAUGUAAAACUACUCCCUUAAAGUAUGAGAAAAAAGUAGAGAUGGCUAUGAGCAGUGAACACACAGAGACAAAGCAGAACACAUUCAGAAAGAGCCUUGAUGAGAGAAAACAGCUAUCUGUUGACUCUGCAAAGUCUCUCUCACAGACAGUUCCUGAAACUUCUGCACUCAAAGGAAAGCAGAUGGUACCUCUCAUAAAAUCUCACUCAUUUCCAGCAGUUUCAGGACAACAAAGUCCAAAACCUUAUAUGAGAAAAUUUAAGACACCUUUAAUGAUUGCUGAAGAAAAAUACAGGCAACAAAGGGAAGAGCUUGAAAAACAGAGAAAAGAGAUGUCUUAUUGCCACAUUGUCAGAACGGAAAACCAAAAUCGAGACCUAUCAGAGUUGGAAAAGGAAACAGUCUUGCAAAAAACAAAUAAAGAGGUCCCCCUACCCACAACUGAUUCAGUGCUCCCUGUGGCCCAGCCCAUCCCAGUGCUUUCAGACUCUGAAAGCAAUAUUCAAGUUGCAGGAGCACGCUCUGAUGACCAGCUUUCAACUGCAUCAGCAGUGACAGUCGCAGCCACAAGGCUCCAGCAUGCUCAAGCAGCCUCAGAAGAGAAGACUAAAGUGAAAAAAGAAGUCUUACAGAGCUCUAGGGAUACUACACAAUCUAAAUCUGCUUGUGAAAUUAACCAGAGUCACCAAGAAUGUAGUACACAGCAAACACAGCAGAAGUGCCUUAGGCAGUUGCUCUCGCCUCAGAGCAAAUCAGGUUCCCCAAGUUUCAAAGUGAAAACCAUCAAGCUUCCUACUGUAGAUCAUGUAGACAUCAACUAUGAAAGUCACCGAAAGCAAUCUCAAGUAGACGUUCAAGCCAUUACCAAAGAGCAGCAUCAGGAAACCAAGAAAACUGAAGCAAGUACAGAAUACAGUAAUAGGCAAGCUGUGACUGAACAAUAUUACCAAAUACCCAAAAAGGAGAAAAGAGUGACAAUUCAACUGCCUUCAGAAUUUUCAGAGAAAAGCCAUGAAAGUAAGUUCAAAAUUGUUCCUGAGAAACAAAGAGAUUUUAGGGAACCUGUGAGAGGGAAGUUUCUAGAAACUGAAGAAAAAAAUAGGGGAACAUCAAUGAUUAGCUCAAAAGAAGAGAGAUUGAUAGUUGAAGGACAACAAGAACAUCUGAGUAAUAGGUCAGCACCGAAGGCAGUCAAACAGAAGAUUAUUGAUGCACACUGUGAGUCACAGACUCAGAAUUUUCAGCAAACACAAAUACAGACUUCUGAAAGUACAGUUGAACAUAAAAAAUUGUCCCAGUCAUGUGAUAUUCAGCAGGAAAAAAAAUGCCUCAGAGACAAGGGCAUCCAACAGAAGCAAGUCUCCUCCAAUACUAAAGAUUCAAAGCAAGAGAUUACACAGAACAAAUCUUCAUUUUCCUCUGUGAAAGAAUCCCAGCAGGAUAAUGGAAAAUGUGCUGUAAAUAUAUUGGAAUUCUUGAGAAAACGUGAAGAACUACAACAGAUUUUGUCUAGAGUAAAACAGUUUGAAGCAGAGCCAAAUAAAAGUGGCCUUAAAACGUUUCAGACACUGUUAAAUAUUAUUCCGGUAUGGCUGAUAAGUGAAGAAAAAAGAGAAUACGGAGUUCACAUUGCCAUGGAGAAUAAUUUAGAAAAAGUCAAAGAAGAAAUAGCACGUAUUAAAACGCAAGCUGAGGAUAUGCUUGUGUACUGUGAAAAUAAAAUUCAAACAGCCAUGAUCACCUCCAAAACUGGAUUGCAAGAAAAUAAACCUAUUAGUCUUAAGGAAGCAUCCUCAAAAGUGUCUAAUACUAAAGCCAGCUAUAAUGAAAACAUGGAACAAAAAGAAAAUAAAAUUGUAGAAGAAAAAAUAGCGCACCACCAAGAAGCAACUCAUCACGAAGCUACUGUUCAUAAUUGCACAAAAACCCAUGAGGAAAUUAAGCUGGAUGACAGCAAGAUUUCUCCUCCCUCUUUAAAAACUCGUCCACCAUCACCUACUUUUAUAACAAUUGAAUCUACUGCCCGACGAACAGAAACCUCAGCUAAGGAUGAGCUUUCUCAGUCCCCUAAAAAGGACAGUUGUGUUGAACCCCCCCCAAGAGGGCCAAUGCCACAAUCACCUAGAAUUCACAGAGCAAACACCUCCCCUUCUCCACCCAGGAGUCGCUCUGAACAACUUAUCAAACUCAAAGACACAACGGCAAAGUUAUCCAGAGGAACCGUUCCGUGUCCGCCAGCAACCCCGGUUCCAAUUGUAGAGAAGAGGACGGAAAUCAUCAGGUCCCCAGCAACACUUCGUCGUCAAAUAAAGAUAGAGAGUCGUGACAGGGUCUCUCCACCGACAAUCACAAUACCUGUGCAUGUGAAUCACAUUGGUGGUGCUUCCUUCAGAGAAUCCAUGGAAGCUCAAGAGGAAGUUAGGAAAGUGGAGAAAAGGGCGACAUAUGUUCAUAAAGAUGGAGUGAAUUCCAUCAACGGCAUCGUGCCCGACACUGAGAGUUAUGAUGCAGUCGAAGUCAUCCGCAAGGUGGAAGUGCCUCGCCUGUCAGAGCACACACAGAGAUAUGAAGCGGCCAAUCGAACUGUUCAAAUGGCUGAAAAGUAUGUGAAUGACCGUGAAAAUGAAAUAAACAGGUGGUUCAGGGAAUUUGAGGAAGGCCCAGUUUUUGAAGCCAAGUCAGAUAGAAGAGUCUAUGCAAAUGGAGAAGCUAACCAUAAUAUAAAACAAGAGAGUCGUACAUUUUGUAAGGAGGAAUUUGGAGUAACAUCUUCAGAAAACACUAAUUUUGCAGACUUUUCUUACAAAUAUCCCAUAGAAUUCCAAGAAAAAAUUUCUGUUAAACAGCCCAAAGUACGCUCAGAAACAAGGUCUCUGAGUGAACAUUUCUCAGGCAUGGAUACAUUUGAGAGUCAAGUUGUUGGAUCAAAGGUGACGGCUUCAUCCUCACAUAGCUCUGAAGCUGGUAAAUCUGGCUUUGACUUCAAGCAUGCCCCACCCACCUAUGAAGAUGUUAUUGCUGGCCAUAUUUUAGACAUCUCUGAUUCACCUAAGGAACUCAGGAGGAAUUUUCAAAAAACAUGGCAGGAGAGUGAAAGAGUUUUUCAAAGUCUGGGAUAUGCAACCUCAGAAACUUCUGCAACUGAGACCACCUUCCAGGAGGGAUCUGCAUUUAUAAGUGAAGCUGCUACUCCAAGACAAGGAAAUAUGUAUACUUUGUCAAAAGACAGUAUAUCCAAUGGAGUGCUUAGUGGCAGACAAGCAGAGUUUUCAUAAGUCCUGCUUCCGAUGUUGUCAUUGCAACAGUAAACUGAGUUUGGGAAAUUAUGCAUCACUUCAUGGACAAAUAUACUGCAAACCUCACUUUAAGCAACUUUUUAAAUCUAAAGGAAAUUAUGAUGAAGGUUUUGGACACAAACAGCAUAAAGACCGAUGGAAUUGCAAAAAUCAGAGCA
This is a messenger RNA of Sciurus carolinensis (gray squirrel), 10559 nucleotides long. RefSeq names its product xin actin binding repeat containing 2 (gene Xirp2). Bases 232 to 10380 code for a protein of 3382 amino acids. Gene Ontology annotation, molecular function: actin filament binding. Lineage: Eukaryota; Metazoa; Chordata; Mammalia; Rodentia; Sciuridae. Gene Ontology annotation, cellular component: stress fiber; focal adhesion. The transcript is spliced from 9 exons. Gene Ontology annotation, biological process: actin cytoskeleton organization; actin filament organization. The record is from RefSeq and is a predicted model, not a curated record.